GCUUGAGCGGGGGAUACUGAGCUUUCCUCGGGACAGAACAGGGUCCAUCUCUCACCGGACAUUAGUGCUGAAUGACUGGAGGCGCGAAGGGCUGCCCGCUUGAUUCGGAAAAGGAAAAUUAUUUGCUAUGUUGGUCUGGACUAGCUGUUGACGAGUGUGUUCCACUGGACAGAGCCACGCUGUAAUAUUUCAUUCAUCCAGCAGCAGAGGACGUUUUCACCCAUGGAGGUUGAAUGUCUCGCCUUGAAAGACCUUACAAAUCCAAGGAAAAGUUUUACGGUGGGGGCAGAAGAGGAAGAGGAGGAUGGUGGGCACACCGAACAAAAGGAAAACAUCUGUGCAGAGCGGAGAAGAUCCACGCCUCUGAAAUCUGCAGAGUCCACUGCCCCUUCUUUGCUGAUGAAUAGAAAAGGUGCCAACACCGACCUGGCCCACAUCACGCCUAUCAAACACACAGUCCUGGCCGAGCCGUGGACACCCACAGCCAAUCUGAAGAUGCUGAUCAGUGCAGCGAGUCCAGACAUUAGAGACCGGGAGAUGAAAAAGGUGCUGUUCAGACCCAUAGAGAACGAGAAGGACAAGCCAGCGAGUCCAGAUACAGUGAUGGAGGAUACAGAGGUGGACGACUCUUCUCAUUUUGAAGCCGUGGAUGAAGAGGAUGAGGCAGAGAAAAAGCCAAGCAGGAAGCAAAAGAGUCUGGGUCUACUGUGCAAAAAGUUCCUGGCCCUCUACCCGGAGUACCCCGAACCGCACAGCCCCAUCUGGAUCUCACUGGACGAGGUGGCAACCAGCCUUGGAGUGGAACGGAGGCGGAUCUACGACAUUGUCAAUGUACUCGAGUCUCUGACAAUUGUCGGUCGUAUAGCCAAAAACAGCUACACCUGGUAUGGACGUCAGCAGCUGGAUGCCACGCUGGAGGAUCUGCAGCGUAGAGGCCGGCAGCAGGGCUACCACCUCCAGAUGGAGCUGACUGCCAAGGCACGGGGAGCCGGGCCUGGGCGCGAGGAUGAUGUAGGGGAGGGGGAUGCUGGCAACGCUGGCGGCAACAGGAAAGACAAAUCUCUGCGCAUCAUGAGUCAGAAGUUUGUCAUGCUGUUCCUGGUGUCCAAAUCUUUGACUGUUACUCUGGACGCUGCAGCAAAGAUACUCAUUGAGGAGAGUCAGGACUCAUCAAGUCACAGCAAGUACAAAACUAAGGUGCGGCGACUUUACGACAUUGCCAACGUCCUGACCAGCCUGGGCCUUAUAAAGAAGGUGCACGUCCGUGAGGAAAGAGGCAGGAAGCCAGCCUUCAAGUGGCUCGGCCCUGUAGAAUUCAACAACUCUGGAAAUGCCAGAAAUACUUUGAAUGUAGCAGCUGUUGCUCCUCCUAAUGCUGAGCAGCCAAUGACAGGCCAGAACCUCAGAAAAGCCAAGAUGGCACGGCACGCCUCCUUCAAUAUCACGCCAACGUCUGUGGCUGUCCAACGGCAGGUCUACUCUGCCCCCAGCAGCCCAAGGCCAGAGCGAACUGGUUUUCCAAAUCAGCCGGUCGAUUAUUCCCGGAAGACUACAAGCAACAACGCGGUGUGUCGACUGCAGUUCGGAAACAGCUCUGAUAAUCAACCCAGUACAGCACAACAGACACACACCCACAGCAGCAGCAAUGGCCAGCUACCUCCGUCCUCCACCCACACCACCCCACUGGCACCUUCCCUCCACCCAGAGUACCUCCUCACCUCUGCCUCCUCGCCGCACUGCCUGGCGUACCUGCCCAGCCUGUCUCAGCCCUCUGUGGUCAUGCUUUACGGGUCGCUAGGCCAGUCUGACCAACUGCCUGAAGGUCAGAGGUCACCUAGGUUGGAGUCGGAGGAGGGAAGAAAGAGGAAAAGGGAAGAGAGGGAGGAGGAGGUGGUGAAAAAGAAGGGAAUGCCAGGUUUAGAGGAAUCUGACAGGGCGAGAGUUGGACCUCCUAGGGAAGCAGAGGAAAGUUCACAGACUGAUGCCACCAGGAUUUCUAUCAAUCACCCCACAGAUCUUGGUGGCAAUAAGAGUAGCGAGCCCACCCAGCCGUCACACUACCUCUAUGUACCUAACAAUGCAGGUCUGAACAGCCUCAACUUCUUCCUCUCUGCUGGUCAACCACCAGCCAGUCUAGCACUUCCUUCCAGUGGCGUUCCCACUCUGGCGCUGCCGUACGUCCUGGUGCCCUCUUCUGCCCUUUCUCAGUACCCCCUGGUCACUAAUGGUCUACAACAGCAAGGCUCAGACGCCCACACUAAACUCAGCUUCAGUCUGCCCACUGUGAUGUCACCCGCCCACUUUACAGCCUAUAGUCUGACGACAGCAGCAGCGCCGGACGUCAGCUGGUCGCCGGUUCCAUCACCUUCCACCCCAGAACAGAGCAGACAGUACGGGUUGACUGCUGCCACUCCACAUUCACCCCAAGUACCAAGGCAGACUGUUCGCACCAGCACACCAGAACAACUGACUCCACAAACGCCAAAGGAUACCACAGCAUCUGCGUCCAAAUCUUUCUUCCAGACCCCGGGAACUCUGGGAAGUGCAGUCAGUGGUGUGCCAACAUCUGGACGAAAAAGAGGCACUGCUCAGAGAAGACUGGAUGUUGGCCACCCACCACCGACCAGCUAAAUACGUGACGAGGUGGAAUCAGUGCUGACACCCAGGUGUUUGUCCCAAAGGCAUAAAAGAACAGUUUAAUCCAUUGGUGCUUUUUUUGUAAAUGAAUUAAGGGAUUUAUUCUGAAGUAUAUUUUAGAAUAAGACAGUUUGACGAGACCUAAAUGUCCCACAUUUUGUUGUUGACUGUAAAUUCUAACCAACUGUCGAGUGUCUCAUUUAGAAAAGAAACUCUUACCACUGGUUGUUACGUUAACUGUUUAAUACGUGUGCUGGAAGUUCUGUUGCUGGGCACUUGAUUUCAGUGUAAGUGAAGCAGUAUUGCCAAUAUAACAGUGCCCUCCUGUGGUGGGAGUCAGCCACUGCUGUAUUUUUUUUUAUUAUUCCACAUUUAAUUUGCCCUCUUGGAUGUGAUCAAGCUACCUAAUCCCCAUCACUUGUGUAUUAUAGUCCAAUUUUUAUUUAUAUUUUAGCUAAUAUAUGAUGAAUACAGGGACUGUAACUGAACAUUUACACCCACCCCCCUUUUAUCAGCACUAAAUAUUUGAAUGUACAUCUGAUUUGAAAGUGAUUGCCAGGCCCAUCUGGUUUUGCCACAUUUAUCACGGUAUAAUAGGAAAAUGUAUUAGCUGCUUGUCAAUCCUCUGUUGACACAGUCCAGAUGUUACUGUGAGGAAAAAAUCACUAAAGCCUUAAAUGUUUACAGCCAGCAACAGAGUUCCUAGUCUUGUUGAUGCACAGUGGCACUGGCAGAUGCAUUGAUUUACAUGUCGGGAAGAGAAAAACGCCAGUGCUGAGAAUUUACAACCAUUGUGCUUAAUGGUUUUAAUGCCAAAUCCUUGAGCUCUCUUGCUGGCAGCUGACAGACAAUGUGACAAUGGGACGAUGCUCUCAGGUACUUGAAUACUUGUGACUUUACUAGAAGUAGAUAUCAAAGUACUGUAAAGAUAUUUUUAAAUCUAUAAUUUAUCCUACUAAAGUAAAGUGAGCUCAUAGCAUCUGUUGGGAUUUUUUUCCCCCAAAGCAACAUCACAUCCAUGCUGUCCAACACAUUUGGGAAAUUUCCAGUAUGACCACAGUUGGCUGGUGUAGUUGGGGUUGAAGUGCCUUGCUUAAAGGCAUCUUGCUGAGAGGUUAUGCAGGGAUUUGUAUUGACAACCCUCUGGUAACACACCCACUGACUCACUUCCACUCAGUCUGUAAAGUAAUGGUGCUUAGUGACGCCACACCAAAGGAUACACAGAUAAUCCACCGUGACUAGUGGGAUGUGUUGUCAUUAAUGUACAAAUUUACAUCUUUCUUUUUUUUUUUGCAAUGUAUUCAUAGUGACAUGUAAUGUUUAUUGUACUGAAAAUAAUGAUAAAUUGCACUGCUAGUUUUAAUAGUUGUGUCUCUUGAACUGUGUAAAACCUGGUGCUGGUACCAAACUCCACCUCUUUUCUGUAGCUAUAUGGACCAACUCUGUUUUCUCCUGCAAGACCUGAAACACACUCGAAAUAAAUAAAUAAAUAAAUAAACAUGGUGCUGAA
This is a messenger RNA of Solea senegalensis (Senegalese sole), 4147 nucleotides long. It is a transcript of the gene e2f7, whose product is annotated as E2F transcription factor 7. Gene Ontology annotation, cellular component: RNA polymerase II transcription regulator complex. Lineage: Eukaryota; Metazoa; Chordata; Actinopteri; Pleuronectiformes; Soleidae. Gene Ontology annotation, molecular function: RNA polymerase II cis-regulatory region sequence-specific DNA binding; DNA-binding transcription factor activity, RNA polymerase II-specific. The coding region runs from base 223 to 2631 and encodes 802 amino acids. The transcript has 13 exons. Gene Ontology annotation, biological process: regulation of transcription by RNA polymerase II. The record is from RefSeq and is a predicted model, not a curated record.